GGAUCUUCCACCCUUUGUAUUUGGAAUGGUACAGCCCGGAUAUUAGAACGGUUUGCGGGAAAUUUGAGCAACUGAGUGAUUACUAAAACAAACUUGGCAUUUUAGCUGUAGUUUUUCCGAGAAUGAGUGCCAAAAAGGGCAGAGGAACCAAAGUGCUCACAGCGCCACCAGCUGUGAGACAAGUGAGUUGCUUAAGGAAAGCUUCUUCUGAUCAAAUGGAUUUUUCCAACCUGCUUACUAUAGAUGAAGAUGGUUUCCUAGAAGGACUUCAGGAAAAUUAUGGUAACCCUCUGCACAGUACUGCCAUGGAGGAGGAUUUAAAGGGCUUGCAGAAGGGACAGAUGGACAAAGGAAAACCUGAGAGAAGGAACAUUCCUCCCCUACCGAAGACCACGGCUAAACAGCGUGGGGCUGCUGUGAAGAGGAGGGAGACAGAGAUAGAUGGAGCAAUGGAGAAAAAGGAAAAUAAAAUCAAGAGAAGUAGAAGAUGUUCUGGAGAUAUGGUCAAAGCCAGGAGGCCGGUGAAAAAUAAGCAGAUGAAAAAUGAGAAGACAAGAACAAGUGAAUCAGGUAGCGGGAUAUACAGUGACUGUCGGUCACAGGGGGAGUCUGACUCCGACAAUGCACAACAGAGACGCAAGAAAGUCUUGUCCUCUGAUGAGGAGGUGGAUGAAGACUCGAGUUGGCACGGAAGUCCAAAGAAGCCAAGGGUGUAUAGUUUGGGCAGAACCAGAAAAUCUUCAUCUGAUAAGUCCAAAUCCAGAAAGACGUCAUCCAAGAGGUCUACAUCCAGAAAGUCUUCAUCAGUUCUUUCCCCCGAAGGCAGUGCAUCUCCAGAACCAGAAAAGGAAACCACUCCUAAACAGAGGAGGAAGACACGUAGUCGUCAGGGAGUAACAGAAGAAGAAGUGGUGCUGGAAACCUUCCUUGAUUUCUGUGACAAGUAUAAGGAGUCUGUGGAGUCUGAAGCAGUCAAACAGUCCAUUGAUUUUUUCUCCAACAAUGUGAAAGAGCAACUUUUGGAAAAGUUGUCUUCUUACAAGGAGCUCAUGGCUUUAAAAAGAGAAAAUGCCAAGGUGGGUUCUUUGAUCAACAGGAAAAGACAGAGGCUGUUUGAUGCCAAGAAUGAGCUGAUGAGGGCAGAGAGGCAGGUGCAGUUGCUGCAAAAGGAGAAAACUGAACUUGAACUCAGAUUAUCUGAUCUCAGACGAGGCCAUGCCUUCCUCCGUGACAUCAGAGAGCUCAACAGAAAGUAUCUGGACUACCGAGACAGACACCCCAAAGAGAAAGAGAUGUAUGGAGCAUCCAGCUUACCGGCUCUGCUACUGGAGACAAAACAUAUUCAGGCAGUAGAGCAUCAGCUGAGGGGAAUCAAUAACAGACUGGAAAAAAUGCUGAAUGGGACUCAGAAAUAAUGUUCAGUGCCAUACACAAAGUAAUGAUCCUCAAAGGUCACGUUUUAUGAGGAAUGCUAAGGCUGCUAUUUUGAGAUAAAUACAGUAGUGUAAGUAUAAGAGGAUGUUUUAUCUGUGUUUUUGAGCUGUACAAAGAGGAUGCAUAUUAAUACUUCUCUUUUCUUGGCAAUAAAAAGGAAAUUCCUCUCUGAGAUAAUGUAACAUGCUUGCUGUCAAGAAAAAAAAGACUUAAAGUUGCCCAUACUAAUGUUGACUUUCCUGUGUACGUUAUGUAAAAUAAAGUAAUUUAGCUUUA
This is a messenger RNA of Monopterus albus (swamp eel), 1710 nucleotides long. It is a transcript of the gene cenpu, whose product is annotated as centromere protein U. NCBI's taxonomy places the organism in Eukaryota, Metazoa, Chordata, Actinopteri, Synbranchiformes, Synbranchidae. The record is from RefSeq and is a predicted model, not a curated record. Gene Ontology annotation, cellular component: nucleus. The transcript is spliced from 13 exons. The coding region runs from base 123 to 1415 and encodes 430 amino acids.